Nicotiana tabacum (common tobacco) is the source of this 634-nucleotide messenger RNA. Its product is annotated as subtilisin-like protease SBT3. NCBI's taxonomy places the organism in Eukaryota, Viridiplantae, Streptophyta, Magnoliopsida, Solanales, Solanaceae. Gene Ontology annotation, molecular function: serine-type endopeptidase activity. Gene Ontology annotation, biological process: proteolysis. The record is from RefSeq and is a predicted model, not a curated record.
UCCUGGCCUAGUAUACGAUGCUACUCCACAAGAUUACGUAAAUCUUCUAUGCUCUCUGAAUUUCACAGAAGAGCAAUUCAAGACAAUUGCAAGAUCAUCAGACAACCACAACUGCUCAAAUCCAUCCGCCGAUCUCAAUUACCCGUCGUUCAUUGCAUUGUACCCCCUCGAGGGACCCUUCACAUUCUUGGAGCAGAAAUUCAGGAGGACAGUAACAAAUGUUGGUCAAGGUGCAGCUACUUAUAAAGCUAAGCUAAAAGCUCCAAAGAACACUACAGUUUCAGUAUCACCACAAACUCUGGUAUUCAAGAAGAAAAAUGAGAAACAAAGUUAUACUUUGACAAUUCGUUAUUUAGGUGAUGUGGGUCAGAGUAGAAACGUUGGGUCCAUCACUUGGGUUGAAGAGAAUGGAAACCAUUCUGUUAGGAGUCCUAUAGUGACAUCUCCCAUUAUUGAGAUCUGGUCAUAAGUUGUGCUACUUUAUGAAAUAUUUUGACUUGGGAUGCAUGGGAGAAAUCAUGUAUUAUACUGUACGAAUUGUCUCAUUGUCUGUGCCUAUCCUAAAUUAAUAAUGAUGAUAAAUUUGCUAGCAAAUUGCAGCAAUUAUCUUAGUAUAGAACAUUUGCUUGCAGCA